Molecule: messenger RNA, 1957 nt
Organism: Epinephelus lanceolatus (giant grouper)
Lineage: Eukaryota; Metazoa; Chordata; Actinopteri; Perciformes; Serranidae
Gene: rbfox3a
Product: RNA binding fox-1 homolog 3a
Biological process (GO): nervous system development; regulation of alternative mRNA splicing, via spliceosome
Cellular component (GO): nucleus; cytoplasm
Molecular function (GO): mRNA binding
Source: RefSeq, a predicted model, not a curated record
UUCACUCAGGAACACUGUAGAAGAAAGUCCGUCUCAGACUUGCCUUCCCUCAAAAAAGACCUGCUGGACCGGUACUACCUGGAUUGAGAGACGGAGAAAAGCAGAGGGAGAGCUCGCUCACACUGAGAGGAGGAGACAUGCUUUCGUGUAAGUCAGUGAAAUAGAGAGCAGGAUAGUUUACAGCGAGGCAAAGAAAAGGAAAACGAGAAGAGAAGAAGAGCUGAGCAGGCAGGAAAGGGUGGCAAGUUGGAGAAGAGGAGGAAGAAGAAGCAGGAGAAGAGGCAGAAGUGAAGUCAAGAACAAUAAGCAAGGGGAGGUACAGUAACAACGCCUCACGGCACUUUCUCUCCUUGUUGCCUCUCUCUUUACUCUUUCCUUCUCUUUCUUUCCCCCCUUCGGCGAAGAAGCAGAAGAAGAGUUUUUUGAAAGGUUCAGGGGGAGGAGAAGCAGCGUGAGAGCCUCAGUGGUGACUCUUAGAGACAAAGUCACGCUUCAGAAGAGUCAGCGGGAGAGGAAGAGCGGCUGUCUUCAGGGGCAUAGAGACACAUAAAAGGGACUCGGCUACAAAACCACAAACACACGGGCAAUUAGCUGGCCGUCAGAUAACACUGAGCAGACAGCACUGGCAAAAAAAAAAAAAAAAAAAAAAAAAAGUGACUGAAGAAGAAGAUCAGAGCAGUUCAGGACAGACAUACUGAAAAACACACCAACAAAGAGAAACAAGAGAGAGAAAAAGAGGAAGAGCGCUGGCCUCUCCGUUAUCCUUGCAUAUCCCCGUCUUCCACCCCCUGGUCUCCCAUCCCCUCUCAGCCGAGAUGAUGAUGUAUUUCUGGGGUAACCAAGAGGCCCCAGCUCCCCCUGAAGCCAUGGCCCAACCCUUCCCACCAGCCCAGUACCCCCCUCCACCACAGAAUGGGAUCCCAGCUGAGUACGCCACACCCCACACCCACCCACCUGCAGACUACACAGGGCCAAGCACAGUGGCUGAGCAUGCCCUGACACUGUACACUCCGACACACACACAGAGCGAACAGCCCGGAAACGACAGCAACACCUCCGCCCUCACAGCAAACACAGUAACGCAGUCAGAGGAGGUUGCACAGACAGAGGGCCCCCAGCAGCUCCACCUGCCAUCCAGUGAUUCAUCAGAGAAGCAGCAGCCUAAGAGGUUACACGUUUCUAACAUCCCUUUCCGUUUCCGAGACCCUGACCUCCGGCAAAUGUUUGGGCAAUUUGGCAAGAUUUUAGACGUGGAGAUUAUUUUUAACGAGCGAGGCUCCAAGGGCUUUGGGUUUGUAACAUUUGAAACGAGUGCAGAUGCUGACCGUGCACGAGAGAAACUAAAUGGUACAAUCGUAGAGGGACGCAAAAUAGAGGUAAACAAUGCCACAGCCAGAGUAAUGACCAACAAAAAGUUGGCAAACCCUUAUACAAACGGCUGGAAGCUGAAUCCAGUGGUUGGAGCAGUAUAUGGCCCUGAAUUUUAUGCAGUGACAGGGUUUCCAUACCCCAGCACAGGAGCAGCCGUGGCCUAUAGAGGGGCCCAUUUGAGGGGGAGGGGUCGCGCCGUCUACAACACAUUCCGUGCUGCACCUCCCCCUCCACCCAUUCCUGCCUAUGGAGCUGUGGUCUACCAGGAUGGCUUUUAUGGAGCAGAAAUAUAUGGAGGGUAUGCUGCGUACAGAUAUGCCCAGCCAGCUGGGACUGCUGCAGCUGCAUACAGUGACAGUUAUGGCAGAGUCUAUGCAACAGCAGACCCAUAUCACCAUACGAUUGGUCCUGCAGCCACAUACAGUGUGGGCACUAUGGCUAGCCUUUACAGAGGAGGGUGCAGUCGCUUCACUCCCUACUAGAAAAGAGAGACACGCCCCCUUUCCUUCCUGCAAAACACACACAAACACACACACACACACACACACACACACACACACACAAAAACAGCAACACAUGAAAUGAC